GUGUUUGAUAUAUACUCCCUGGGUCCUAUCUGUAUAAUCUGUGUUUGAUAUAUACACUCCAUGGAUCCUAUCUGUCUAAUCUGUGUAUGAUGUAUACUCCCUGGAUCCUAUCUGUGUAAUCUGUGUAUGAUAUAUACUCCCUGGAUCCUAUCUGUGUAAUCUGUGUAUGGUAUAUACUCCCUGAGUCAUAUCUGUAUAAUCUGUGUAUGAUAUAUACUCCCUGGGUCCUAACUGUAUAAUCUGUGUAUGAUAUAUACUCCCUAGGUCCUAUCUGUAUAAUCUGUGUAUGAUAUAUACUCCCUAGGUCCUAUCUGUAUAAUCUGUGUAUGAUAUAUACUCCCUGAGUCCUAUCUGUAUAAUCUGUGUAUGAUAUAUACUCCCUGAGUCCUAUCUGUAUAAUCUGUAUAUGAUAUAUACUCCCUGAGUCCUAUCUGUAUAAUCUGUGUAUGAUAUAUACUCCCUGGGUCCUAUCUGUAUAAUCUGUGUAUGAUAUACACUCCCUGAGUCCUAUCUGUAUAAUCUGUGUAUGAUAUAUAUUCCCUUGAGUAAAGGUACUACGCCCAUAUUUCCUAAUUAAAUAAACUCUAUCCAACAGUCUGUCCUCAAACCCCAACCUAACAGGAUUAGAAUUAAAACAAUAAAUCUAUUUUAAAAUUUUGUCAUAAAUUGUGUAACAAUUCAUUUAAGAAUUUUGCUGUGCAGGGGGGGGGGCUUGUCAUGGGGUAUAGGCUCACGACGAAAAAUAUUCGAUGGUGAUCGCUUCUAAUCUUACUCUUAAAAUCUUAAAAAUUUGCUCCUCAUGUAGCUUGUAGAUAAGAUGGGGAACAAGCAGACCAUCUUCACAGACGAGGAGAUAGAGAACUACUUGGAUACUACAUUUCUCAACAGAAAGGAGUUUUUGAGAAUUUUGCGGAGAUUUUUGGAGCUUCAACCUGGAUAUAAGAAAGGUAUUCUUCAAAAUGUAUUAUUUUUUAUUACAAUUUCGUUCACUAUGUCAAAAACUUUCCUUUAUCGAAAAUAUGUGUCCAUGCAUCAAGAAAAUACCUUUCGUAAAAAAUCUAAUCGAAUAUGUCUGGAUAUCUCUGAACUAAGCAGGUGUCCUGAACUCAGAGAAAAUCCGUUCCGGAAACGAAUUUGCAAAGUGUUCUCUAAGGAUGGAUCAGGGAACCUGGAGUUUAAUGAGUUUGUUCAGAUGUUCUCCUGUCUCUGUGAAAACUCGCCGAGGGAGCUGAAACUACACUACGCUUUCUCCAUAUAUGAUAUAGACGGGGACGGGUAUAUCAGCAAACAGGAUAUACAGCAGGUUGUUCAGCUAGUUUCCCAGGGUGAGUUAAACAGCACUGAACUUGAGGCAGUCUGUCGUCAGGUCCUUGAAGAGUCUGAUUUUGAUGAUGACGAGCAGCUGAGUAAAAAUGAGUUUACACAUAUUGUGGAUAAAUCCCCAGACUUCUUCACAACAUUCAAUAUUAGGAUUUAAACAAGAUCAAAAUCACUUCAAAAUAAAGUGAAGUUAAUUUAUGAUUCAUAAUCCCUAUUUUGAAAAGCUUAAGAGGAGAACAAAACUGUUUUGAAAAUUUUAUACGUUAUGUGACCGGAAACAGUUUCUUAUGCGUAAAAUCCAAACCAGGGAGCUAGGAGGGCACAAAGUCGUGCUAAUAUUGUGGCAUUUAUUUGACCUUCCUCUGUUUGGUUCAGUGUGGAAUAUAAAUCCUUUCAAAACAAAGGUUCGUCUGUUUCAAUUUAAACUUUCCUUUGCUUCUAAUUAAGCUGCCUGGAGCUUGACAUGAGCCUGCAGGAUAUGACGCUUUGACUGUACAUCUGUAGGUUGAUCGUUGAUUAAAAUAAUAUUAGCUGUUCCUAUAUAAAUGAUCUUUAAGUAACUGAAUAGUUUCCACUUCUUUAAUUGUCUAAUUACUAUAUUUGUACAACUCGAUGGUGUAAACCUUAGAUAUUUCAAACUAUGGUUAUUAGAGUUCAUAGUUUGAAAUAUCAAAGGUCUACGACAACAGGUUGCAUAGAUAUGAGGUUAAAGAAAAUUGUAGCAAGUGUUCAGCUUCUUAGUUUUAGUUAGUUAUGUAUAAAUAGUAUCUUAU
Molecule: messenger RNA, 2093 nt
Organism: Eurytemora carolleeae
Lineage: Eukaryota; Metazoa; Arthropoda; Copepoda; Calanoida; Temoridae
Product: calcium and integrin-binding family member 2
Exons: 7
Coding region: 818-1477 (219 amino acids)
Molecular function (GO): calcium ion binding
Source: RefSeq, a predicted model, not a curated record